This is a messenger RNA of Spea bombifrons (plains spadefoot toad), 1254 nucleotides long. Its product is annotated as squalene synthase-like. Gene Ontology annotation, molecular function: squalene synthase [NAD(P)H] activity. The record is from RefSeq and is a predicted model, not a curated record. Bases 1 to 1254 code for a protein of 417 amino acids. Gene Ontology annotation, biological process: cholesterol biosynthetic process; farnesyl diphosphate metabolic process. NCBI's taxonomy places the organism in Eukaryota, Metazoa, Chordata, Amphibia, Anura, Pelobatidae. The transcript is spliced from 8 exons. Gene Ontology annotation, cellular component: endoplasmic reticulum membrane.
AUGGACUUCCUCAGGUCUCUCGGGCACCCAGAGGAGAUUUAUAACCUUCUCAGGUUUAAGAUGGGCGGCUGCCGGGCGGUGAUGCCAAAGCGGGACCAGGACUCCAUGAGCGACAGCCUGCAGACCUGCUACAGAUACCUGAACGAAACCAGUCGCAGCUUUGCGGCCGUCAUCCAGGCUUUGGAUGGAGAAUUGAGGCAUGCAGUUUGUAUAUUUUACUUGGUCCUGCGUGCUCUGGACACCGUGGAAGACGAUAUGACCAUUAGCCUUGAGAGAAAGGUUCCAAUGCUACGUAACUUCCAUACCUACCUGUAUGACCCGGAGUGGAAAUUCACUGAGAGCAAAGAUAAGCACCGACAGGUUCUUGAAGAUUUCCCAACGAUAUCCCUAGAGUUCAAAAAUCUAGCUGUUGUUUACCAAGAGGUUAUUGUGGACAUUUGCACCAAGAUGGGAAAGGGAAUGGCAGAAUUCCAGGAGAACAAGAACAAGGUGGACUCUUUGAUGGAGUUGGACAAAUACUGCCAUCAUGUUGCUGGCCUUUCGGCGAUUGGCUUGUCCCGUCUGUUUUCAGCAUCAGAGUUGGAAGAUGCACACAUUGGCCAGGACAUACACUUUUCAAACAGCUUUGGACAAUUUUUGCAAAAAAUCGACAUCAUCCGUGACUACCUGGAAGAUCAAUUGGCGGGUCGAGAAUUCUGGCCAAGAGAGGUGUGGAGUAAGUAUGCGAAGAAGCUCUCAGAUUUGGCAAAGCCGGAGAACAUCGUCCCGGCUGUGCAGUGUUUGAACGAGUUGAUUACCAACGCCUUGAACCAUGUGCCGGAUGUCCUAAUUUACCUGUCACGGCUUAAAAACAAAGGCGUCUUCAACUUCUUUGCUAUUAUCCAGGUAAUGGCUAUAGCCACUUUGGCUGCGUGUUACAACAACCAGCAAGUGUUCAAAGGAGUUGUGAAAAUCCGCAAGGGACAGACUGUCACUCUAAUGAUGGAGGCCACCAACAUGGAAGCUGUGAAGGCCAUCACGCUCCAGUAUAUUGAAGAGAUCUAUCAGAAAAUCCCUGUGACAGACCCCUCGUCAAGCAAGACACAGCACAUCAUUUCCUCCAUACGCAACCUGUGCUUACCCAACAGUUCAGUUGUAUCACGUAAUCAGUUGUCCCCCAUUUACCUGUUCUGUGCUUUUCUACUGGCUGCCGUUGGUUAUCUGUACCUGAACGCCGUGUCCCAGCUGUUUAAAGAAGCGCAUACUAGCCAGUGA